AUGGAUCAGCACCAGGGCAGCCAAGUCAGGUCGUCAGAUGGGUUUUACCUGCCUUUGAACAUUGCCUUCUAUCUGUGCUUCGCAUCGCACCUGCUAGCAGCUCUUUACGCUCCAAUCCAAGAUUGUGAUGAGACCUUCAAUUACUGGGAACCUCUGCAUUAUCUCAACCAUGGCUACGGUCUUCAGACGUGGGAGUAUUCUCCAGAGUUCAGCAUCCGAAGCUGGGCAUACAUUGCUAUACAUGCGAUCCCAGCCAAGAUCGCAGGUCUAUUUGCAAGCAACAAGUCCUUUGAGUUCUAUGCUCUGCGAGUGUUGCUCGCCUUUGUCUGUGCAGCGACCGAAACUCGACUGUACUCAGCAAUAUCCCGUGUCCUCAAUCCAAGGAUUGGAGUCAUGUAUCUGAUGAUUGUUGCUUUCAGUCCUGGCUUCUUCUAUGCAUCCUCUGCAUUCCUGCCAUCCAGUUUCGCCAUGUAUACAUCCACCUUGGGCCUGACCUCGUUUAUGGAUUGGCAUGGUGGCUCUAAGACCGCGACCGGCAUCAUGUGGUUUGGCCUUGGCGCUAUGCUGGGAUGGCCAUUCGCCGGUGCACUCAUUAUUCCAUUUGUGAUCGAGGAAUGGUUGAUGGCACUGGUGGGACAUGCGGACAUUGUUGAGACGUUCGGACAUUACCUCGAUGGUCUCGUUCGCUGUCUUAUCGUCCUAGCUCUUCAAGUCAGUGUCGACGCCUUCUUCUACCACAAGCCGGUUGUUGUGCCUUGGGAAAUCGUGGCAUACAAUGUCUUCGGUGGCAAGGAUCGUGGCCCAGACAUCUUCGGAACGGAGCCGUGGGACUAUUAUGUUCGAAACCUGCUGCUCAACUUCAACUUGUGGUUCGCCCUAGCCGCCAUUGCAGGACCUCUUGUUCUUUUCCAGUCCCUUAUCUUCAAGCAAAGAACCACGAAUCAGCCGAUACUAAGAACACUUACCUUCCUGUCGCCUUUCUACAUGUGGCUUGUCAUCUUUACCAUUCAGCCCCAUAAAGAGGAAAGAUUCAUGUUCCCAGCAUACCCCUUCCUGGCUCUCAACGCGGCCAUCGCAUUCCACUCACUCCUGGCUUGGAUCGGCUCACCAGAUUCUGUCAUCUUUGCCAGGAUUCCAGGCAAACUCAAGCUGGCUGCGAUUCUGCCGGUCGUCUUCCUUGCCAUCAAUGUCGGCCUGUUGCGUAUUGUUGGGACUGUCACAGCGUACAGAGCGCCACUGCAGGUUUAUGAUGCACUUGAAGCAUUGAACGCUACUCAUAGCGCAGAUACAGUGUGUUUCGGUAAAGACUGGUACCGGUUCCCAUCAUCACACUUUCUCCCAGACGGGGUGCAUGCCAAGUUCAUCAAGAGUGAGUUCGACGGGCUCCUUCCGGGCGAGUUUCACGAAGGUAAAACAGGAUUCGGAUUGUUUCCAGGAACAUGGUUGAUUCCAUCCGGCAUGAAUGACCGCAAUGAAGAAGACCCCGGAAAAUACAUAGAUGUGCAGCAUUGCGCUUACUUGGUCGAUUCUUACAUGCCUGACACGAAAGCGACUGAACACGAGCCGCUAUAUGCCCUGGACGAGGACUGGGAACAGGUCUCAUGCGUUUCGUUUCUGGACACUUCCCGGACUGGCAUCAUUGCGAGAACGAUAUGGCUCCCGGAUCUACCAUUCAUCCCUUCAAAGUAUCGUCGGCACUGGGGAAAACAUUGUCUCUUGCGGCGUGGGAAUACAAAGGUAGUCGGAAUAUGGGCGCGGAAAAAUAUGCAGAAAAUUGUACUUGAAGAGAGACGCCUCAUAUCUAUGCGAGGUAAUGCUAUGCGAGGUCUUCCCAGAACGGUCUGGCCUUAUCCUCGCGGUAAACUACCCGCUUGCUGCCCACGCCAUCAUCAUUGCUCAUCGAUAUUAAAUUCCGCUCAACAAGAUCUCCACACAUUCCUCCAGAGACCUCACGUAUCACAUCUCCUCCCCGCCGCGGCCUUCCUCAUCGUUCUCACCAUCGCCCUCACACAAUAUCUCGCCAGCCGGCGCCAACAAGCCACGAGCAGGCCGUCGACGCCAACUAUAGAAAAAGCGCCACCCUCCAAAUCCCAUACUACCCGCCAGCCAGGAACAUGGGAACCAUCAUCGUUUCAACGGCCCGCGCCCGAACCAUGGCAAGGCUGGAGCAUUGAGGCAACCAAGCCAAUCCCAUACCGCCCCUUCCGCUACAAGUACUACCAAACCAUGGGGUUGAGGACAGUCAAAUGGGACGAAUGGAUCGAGCUGGACAACCAUUACCCACGCUUCCACGCCGACAAGGCGCGACGCAUCGCCGAGCGCGGACCUAAAUGCUGCCGCUCCGCGCCCGAAGCGUUACCCGCCGCAUAUGAAUUGCUGGAGGAACUCAGAUCAUACCUACCAGAGCGAUACCCGAUGCUCUACCAGCGCACCGACAAAGGCAUCAAGAACCUCUGGUCCGGCGAGGACCUCGACACGACGUCCCGCCCGCUUCCCGAGGACCCGAUGCAGACUUGCGCACGCCUCACGCAGGACGACCUAGCGCUUAUGUUCGAGCGCCCCGACGGCCAGUACUACCUUCUCGCCGGCGCGGUUCUGCUCGCAGGGUUCUGGAGAUUGGAGGACAAAUUCGGCAUGCCCCUCAGUGAAAUUCACACAUCAGGCGAUGUCCCUCAAUACCGCGAGAAACUCGAAAAGGGCAUGAUGAACUUCUUCCGCCGACUGAAACCUGAAGAAUUGAUCGCGAGAAAUAAUUACUUCCUGCAAGUCGACGAUGAUCUGGCGUGGUCGCAAAGUAUUGGCUCCGAAGAUUCAGAUGGGAUCAGCUGGAACACCGCUGAGAAGAACCGCGCGAUCGAGCACCACUUCUUCCGUAGCGAGAGACAGACAUUGCGCCGCCUGCCCAAGUCCGGAGCCGUCUUGUUCACUAUUCGCACGUAUUUCCACCCGAUCACUGAGAUAGCGGAGGAGGAUUACGUGCCUGGCCGUCUUGCCAGCGGGAUCCGCAGCUGGGGCGACGAUGUGAGCAAGUACAAGGGGAAAGCGAAGUAUGAGGAGGUGCUGCUUGAGUACCUGGACAAGAAGCACCAGGAGCAGCUUGACAGGGGUUUGAAGCUUCAGGAGGAGGAUGAGAAGAGGACUUAUCCAUUUUGA
This is a messenger RNA of Exophiala viscosa, 3153 nucleotides long. RefSeq names its product Alg9-like mannosyltransferase family-domain-containing protein. The transcript is spliced from 4 exons. Gene Ontology annotation, molecular function: alpha-1,2-mannosyltransferase activity. Gene Ontology annotation, cellular component: endoplasmic reticulum membrane. The record is from RefSeq and is a predicted model, not a curated record. Bases 1 to 3153 code for a protein of 1050 amino acids. NCBI's taxonomy places the organism in Eukaryota, Fungi, Ascomycota, Eurotiomycetes, Chaetothyriales, Herpotrichiellaceae. Gene Ontology annotation, biological process: protein N-linked glycosylation.